Solenopsis invicta (red fire ant) is the source of this 987-nucleotide messenger RNA. It is a transcript of the gene RpL6, whose product is annotated as 60S ribosomal protein L6. Gene Ontology annotation, cellular component: cytosolic large ribosomal subunit; ribosome. The record is from RefSeq and is a predicted model, not a curated record. Gene Ontology annotation, biological process: ribosomal large subunit assembly; cytoplasmic translation. Lineage: Eukaryota; Metazoa; Arthropoda; Insecta; Hymenoptera; Formicidae. The coding region runs from base 82 to 927 and encodes 281 amino acids. The transcript is spliced from 4 exons. Gene Ontology annotation, molecular function: structural constituent of ribosome; RNA binding.
GAUACUUAAAUCGACAACGAUUUACAUGUCUGCCGAUAGGUGUCGGUGAGGGUGCCUACCUUUUCGAGCGUUCGCUUUACGAUGGUGGACACAAAAGCUCAAACUCCGGAGAAGAAAGCUGCAGCUACCCCAGCUGUAGCUGCUCCAGCAGCAGCCAAAGAGGGGAAAGUAAAGAGCAAGGGCAAGCCUACGAGAGGACAGCCAAGGAAUUAUGAUUUAGGGAAUGGCGUUUACAGGUUCAGUCGUACUCGCAUGUACCACAAAAAAGCUAUCUAUAAAUUCCUUGGAAAGAAAACUCAAAAGAAGGCUAAGCCCAAGAAACCCUUGACUAUCGAAAAGCAGAUUGGUGGUGACAAGAACGGUGAGAAGCGUAUUGUGCUUUUGAAGAAGAGACGCGCAAACUAUCCUACCGCUGAUCGAGUUACCGUGCAUCAUGCUAAGAAAUGUUUCCAUGAACAUCGUCGUUACUUGAGACCGACUCUGAAACCAGGAACAAUCUGCAUCUUGUUGGCUGGUCCCCAUAAGGGAAAGAGAGUGGUCUUUCUAAAACAAUUGAAGAGUGGUUUGCUUUUGAUUACUGGACCAUUCCUGAUCAAUGCCUGUCCUUUACGAAGAGUCAGUCAAAAUUAUGUGAUUGCCACUUCCACGAGCUUAAAUGUUUCUGGCGUCAAAGUGCCCACACACAUCAAUGAUGAAUAUUUUAAAAGAAAACGUGACAAGCGCGCCAAGAAGGAGGAAGGUGAUAUUUUCAGCAAAAAAAAGGAAGAAUAUAAACCGAGCGAUCAAAGAAAGGCUGAUCAGAGAGUAGUUGACAAAAUGGUGAUCAAAGCUAUUAAGAAACAUCAAGAUAAAAAAUUGCUGUUCACAUAUCUGUCAGCAAUGUUUGGACUACGAAGCAGUCAGUAUCCACACAGGAUGAAGUUUUAAUUGUCUGUCAUGCUUAUAAUUCGAACUUUUCAAAGAAAUAAAUAUAAAACUAAAAAUCUA